Parnassius mnemosyne (clouded apollo) is the source of this 5585-nucleotide messenger RNA. The record is from the annotation of a GenBank genome assembly. NCBI's taxonomy places the organism in Eukaryota, Metazoa, Arthropoda, Insecta, Lepidoptera, Papilionidae.
AUGGUGAAUGUAAAUUCAGAAAAUAAAAUUUGUUUUUGUUUUUGAUUCAAAUACCUAUAUUUAUUUAUUUGUGUAUUUAACAAUUUUUGUUGUUUUCUUUGAUAUAUUUAAAAUAUAUAUUCCUACAUUGUUAAAAUAUCAGAGGAAAAUGGUUGACGAUCUACGAAAAUAUUUAAAUCAUCUAUUGGAAAAGGUGAACGGUCUUCACUGUAUAUUAAUAACGGAUCGUGAUGGCGUACCAGUUGUGCGUGCAGUGACUGAGAGAGCACCACAAUUGGCUCUUAGGCCCAACUUUAUAUCUACAUUUGGUAUGGCUACAGAUCAAGCAAGCAAACUAGGUUUAGGCAGAAAUAAAACUAUUAUUUCUAUGUACUCUAGUUAUCAGGUAAGUUUCUUUUUGAAAAAAAAAAACCAUUUAUAUGCUAUAGAUUUUAUCUAACAUGCUGUGAAAUAAGUAAAUUUUUGAUCUCAUCCUGCCUGGUAUAGGAUUGCGAUCGAGUUAUAGUAUUGAAAGGGUUUGAAAGUUAUUUUAUGGAGGAAUUUCAGACAAAUACUGGGGUGACCUUAAUAUCAAUACUUAUAGUUCUUAGUUAUCAUUGUGAACCCAACAAGCACAUAAUUUACGCCUUGGAGUCCAUGAGAAUUCUUUUUAAUAAAUCAUUAAUUUUGUUAACCCUCCGUGUACCAGGUGACUAAAAGUCUCGUCCCAUACUGGGUGGGGUGUGACAAACCCCAAAAUAAAAAGUUACAAAAUUUACAUAUUUUUUGUUUUUUGGCAAAAUUAAGUAUUAGGUAUUUAUAAAUACAUAAUAAUAAUCAGGUUUAAAUAAAACUCAGAGUAUAAAAUAUAUAUUAAAAUAUUUAUUAUUAUAAAAGAACAAAAAAACACAACUUCUGUAAACAAGAAAGCCAUAGGCAAGAAAGUAUUUCUGCAUCAAAUUCGCUGUUUGUGUCACUCUAAAUACACAAAUUCAGAUUCAUCUACAGAUCCCGGUUCUGAUGCUCUAAAUUCUAACUAAAAGUCGUCUCCUUCGUCUAAAUAUGCUUGUAAUAUAUCAGCUUCCUUGAUAUGCGACAUUUUUCUUGUUAACUAUUAUCUGUAACGAAUUAAAAUCCAUUGAAAAUGCUAAAUAUACAUAAACUAAACACUACAUAAAUACAAAAAUACAUAUAUUACAUUGAAUAAAGAUCUUACCUCUUUAUCAAAGUGCCGUACGAGGUGGGGUGUGUGAUGCCCAUACGUACAUUAAGGUCGUGUAGCUCGUUUGAAAGUUGCAGCUGGACUGACUUAGUGCCACUGAUCAGAGCAACAACGUUGCAAUUCCAGCUACUGAGAAUUCGAACUUAGGCGCGUUCACAGUUUUUAAAUUAUUGCGAAAUUUGAAGGACUGGGGUUUGUCAAACCCCACCUGGUGCACGGAGGGUUAAAAAUAUAAGCAAAUUCAUACUUAAAUAUUGUUUUUUUACACAUUUAGAAAUAUUGGACUAGUAUAGGCUUUCAUAUCAUAUUUUGCUAAAAGUAACACACCCUACACCUAAAAUAACCACCCAAUAUUUGUUGCUGAUUUUAUUGCUCAUUAUGAUUGAAUUGCUCACUGCAUUCUAAUUUUAUAAUAUAUGAUAUGAUUAUGAAAAACCAUUUUUUUUACUAAAACCAUAGGCUUCUGUAGUACACCAAACUGUCCUAUCCCUCUCAAAAUCAAUUGUAGGUUUAUUCAUCCCUCUGACAGUGAGUCACGGCCAUGAAGCAAAUAUAAAGAGGAGACGGCAUAAGCAACUGUGCACUAAUUCUAAGUAGGUCCUGAUGUCAUCAUAGUGGGCGUGGCUUUAGUUAGUAUACUGUCAGCAUUCGUCCUGUGCGCUUAUGUGUCGAAAAUCGCAAAUCGUUGUUACAUAGUGAAAUCUAAUUACAACACAUGUUUCCGGACCCUUCACCACUUUAGAUUAAAAUCCAGCUCUUAUAAUCAAUAUAUUAUAUUACCCAUCAUCAUCAUUACUGAACAAAGGUCUCCAUCAUAAGGGUGAAACUUGCCAUAGUUUCCACGCUUGACAGGUGAGUUGGCAACUACAGUUUUUUCCACAUUCUACUGCCUAACUGGAAGACCCUGCUGCCCAUUACAUUGUUUGUUUCCAUCUGUCACCUCUUAUGACACCCAUGGAAUAAUAUGGGGUGGUGGAUAUUCUUAUGCUGCCACUACACAGCACCAUUUCUUUGUAGUAAUUUAAAUAUAUUUUGUUUUUCAUUAGACUUUUCACCAUCAAAAAUUUGGUAUCUCUCGCUUACACCUUUUAGACUCUUUGAGUAUUAUAAUAACUUUUCUUAAUAAUUAAAUCAAAAUACACUUCACCUUUAGUGUAUCAUUAGCACCUGAUCUUUUGAUGCAUCAAUACUUGUCAUGCCUCAACAGGUCUUCAUAUUACAAUGUAUUUGCUGAUUGAGAUUGUUAACCAAAAUCUGUCUUUCCCAUUGUUUAAUCUAUCCAUUGAUGCAUUACAGCCUAUGAAAGUCUACUGCUGUACAUAGGCCUCCCUGAUAGAUUGCCUCACAGGGGGGAUUUUUCCAAAGUUGCCAAGCUUGACAGGCAUGUUGGCAACCAUAGUUUUCUAUUAUUAUGAGUUAUCAGUGGAUCCACUACCCCAUUUCCUCAUGUCGGUGUUGUUAAAGGCGACUGAGGAUACCUUAAAUAGGAGCAUGGAUGAGAUGGGCAGCAGCAUCUUCCUGACAAAAACUAAAAAUAAUAAAAAACUGUAAUUACCAACGCCCCUGCCUAGCAUGCCAGCUAUGGCAAAAUGAGGCAUGGUCCCCAUGAGGCAAUCUUUGAGGGGGCUUUUGUUCAGCAGUGGACUUAUAGGCUGUGAUGGUAAUGGAAUAUAUAUUAUUUUCUGCCAACUUCCAAAAAGGAGACGGUACUCAAUUCGACUCUAUGUUUACUUUUUUAUGUGUGUUAUAUCUUUAACUCAUAACUUUUUACUGGGUGAACGGAUUUCGAUGAUUCUUUUUUUAUUCGAAAGCUGGUACUUCUCGUGUGUGCCCAUAUGAAUUUGAUCAAGGUCAGACCAAUAGUUUUUGAGUUUUUCUUAAUAACUUAUAUUGAAGUUGGUUGUAGAAUUUUUUUAAUUUUAAAUUAUUAUAUAUACACUCUCAGAAAUGAGAAGAGGCCUGUGUUCAGCAGUGGUAUAACUUUAACUUUUAUAUAAUCUCCUAUAUAUAUAAUUGUUGGUUCUCAUCUAUUAGAGAUUAUGUCAUAUUUAUACAAUAUAUUUGUAUUGUCAAGAUGUCUGUUUAUAUCUAUGCAAAACUCCAAUAGUGCUGUAGCCAGUUAUUAGCAAAUUCUAAAUUUAUAUUACAGGCCAAUUACUUUCCUCCAAAACAUUUAUAAGAUCAUUACGUCUUACCUUAGCUAAUAAAUUUACAAGCAUGUUAUCUCCUAAAUUAUAUUAGCAGAACAACAGAAAGGAUGCAGAAAAUGUAGUCUAGGUUGUAAAGAAUAGUUGAUUAUUGACACAAUUGUCUUUAAACAAGCAGUCACCAAAAAAGGAAAUAUAAUCACUAUGUUUAUUGACUACAAAAAAGCACAGUAAAGACACAGUACCCCAUAAGCUGGCUUAUAUACAUUUUAGAACACUAUAAAAUUUAUCCUCAAAUUAUAGAAUUCUUAAAAAAUGCAAUGCUCCAUUGGAGAAGUACUCUUAAGCUUUACAUUGGUGACUCUUGUUUAGAGACCAAUAUAAUAGCAAUCCGAAGGGGAAUAUUUCAAGAUGAUUCCUUAAGUCCUCUCCGGUUCUGCCUGACUUUAAAUACUUUAUCUAAACUUCUCUAUAGAACUGACAAGGGAUAUAAAGUCCCCAACGGAAAUACACAUCACACACUAUCACAUUUACUUUAUAUGUACGACAUAAAAUUGUAUGUAGUAUCAGUGAAGUAGCUUAAAAGAUAUACAUAGUCUUGCUGAUAUAACGGAAAGCUCUUCAACUGAUAUUCAAAUGGAAUUUGGUAUAAAUAAAUGCAGGAUACAAUAAAAUCGUAGAGGCAAAUCAGAACAAAAUUCGUAUACUCUCCAAAGAGGUGACACCAUUGAACCUGUAGAUGAAAUUAUUGGCUAUAAAUAUCUAGGAUUUAUUCAGACUUGACAGAUUCACCAAAACAUGUGAAAAAAACAUUAGAAACAGAAUUUAAAUUAUGCCUAAAUAGAAUACUUAACACACACCUAAAUGCACGAAACGGCAUUAAAGCAGUAAACACAUUCGCUAUCUCAAUUUUAACUUAUUUUUUUGGUAUAAUUCAUUGGUCUAUAAGUAACUUAAUAAAGAAGCUGCAACGUCUCAUCAAUACAACAAUGACUAAAUACAGAAUACACCACCCUAGAUCUUGUAGCAAACGACUUACAUUACCUAAAGUAGAAGGUGAAAGAGGUUUCAUAGAUAUAAAAAAUCUUCAUAACUCUCAAAUUUCAGCUAUUCGAAACUUUUUCCAUCAACAAGCCAAUAAUAGUCCGCUUUAUAAUGUUGUUGUGCUAGGCUAUACUAAACUCAUUCCUUUAAACCUCAAAGAUCAAAGAAAACAGAAAAAUGAAAGUAUUAUCUCUGCACAGGAUAAAAUUAACAGCUGGUUGCAGAAGACAUUAUAUGGAAGACACUGAUACGACUUGAUGAACACAAUCGUAGAUAAGAUAGCAUCUAACAUGUGGCUCAAGCACGGAGAACUCUUCCCUGAAACGGAAGGCUUCAUGUGAUUCAAAUGAACAAGCUGCCAUUAAUCAUUACAUUUAUUGGGAGUGACAACUGUAACACUGGCCAUAUAUUAUCGUUGGAGAGUCAAAUAGAGCCAUUCUUAAAGGAUCUAGCAGCAGUGGUGGCAGAUGCGCCAUAGCUUGUAAUAACCGGCAGUAAAGUGGUUAUAUAAUAUAUUAUAGUGUUAAAAAUGUGAAUUAUAUUACUGUAUAUAGCUACAUGCGAUAAUAUCUUUAAAAUAUAUAAUAUGUUAUGUUAUGGGCAACAUAUAUCAACAGAGCAACGGAUAGGGAGUUGGAGAGGAGACUAGAUGACAAAAUCAUAUAACAAAGAGGGCUACUGAAUUAUGAAUUCAAACAUACUAAUUAACCCUCAUUUUGGUUUUCAAUUUUGAGAUGUGGUUAAUACAUACGUACUUUGGAAAUAUCAUAGUGCAUUUGUUUUUUUUAAAAUGACAAAUGAACUUACAAUCUACUUGAUGGUAAGUGGCUACUGCAGUCCAUGGACACCUGAAGCCAACUUUAAAGAAUGCUGCAGGUGCAUGUCGCCUUUGAGGUUUAAAAUGGAAUGCCUCACAGCCUUAUAUUAUACCGGUUCUCUUAGCAUUCAGAGCAGCACACAAGAGCACGCACUGCAAUUUAGCGACAUAUAGGUAAGAGGGUUGUACCUACCUACACGGAAUCCUAGGUAAGAAGAGGGUCAUACCACCUACUAAACUGUCACUAACUGUCACUCUCAUAUAAUUUACAAUGAAGAAAUCAUCUAUCUACCGUUUAAAAUAAAUCCCCAUUUGUACUUUGUAAUAUUAAAUUGUAAAUAUUGUCAUACAUUUGAAUAUAAUAUUGUUACAUUUU